Messenger RNA from Tinamus guttatus (white-throated tinamou), 518 nucleotides. The record is from RefSeq and is a predicted model, not a curated record. Lineage: Eukaryota; Metazoa; Chordata; Aves; Tinamiformes; Tinamidae.
UGCCACCUGCUCGUGGCCGAGAAGACGGGCGCCGACAAGAACCAGCGCUUCGUGCAGGACUUCAAGACGCUGGCGGAUGUGCUCAUCCAGGAGGUCAUCAAGCAUGACGUGGGCUGUGAGUUCCCAGAGCUGCGGGACCACAUUGGCGGAGAGGAGUCCAAUGAGUUCAGCAAUGGGCUGGGGGAGACGGUGGUGGUGCAGGUCUGCGCCACGCAGGGCGACACCGCAGCCCUGCUCUGCCGGGUGUUGGAGAACAACCGGGCGGCCGCCGAGCUGCUGGCAGCCGCCCUUUUUUUUUUGCUGGGCGACGCCGGGCUGGACGCCGUGGCGCUGAGCGUCCCUGCCAGCGAGCUGGCCAUCUGGAUAGACCCCAUCGACUCCACCAACGAGUACAUCCGUGGGCACGAGGACGUGACGCCCGAGGACGGCAUCUACCCAGCAGGGCUGCGCUCGGCGCUGGUGCUCGUGGGUGCCUAAGAGCGCCGCUCGGGCUGCCCGGUGCUGGGCGUCCUCAACGA